UGAUCUUUCGCGAUAUACUCCAACAGUCUUAACGUCAACAGCGUGUAAACCGGUUCCCCCUAUUGUGACGCUCUCUGAUGCUAUAGUUUUUCUCUGCGUCGUCGUACGAGUACCUACGAAAUUAUCGGAAAAUUUUCUAGUGAAUAUUUGUAAUUUUUUUCGCGUUCGAUAAAAAUUCUCUAAUUACGAUACGGUCCCAGUGCUGAAGUGUAGGUGUUGUGAAUGGUGGUCGUGGUAAAUUUAUAAGAGUACCGGUUCAUCUAUUUAUGCAACUUUAAUCGACAUAUAUACGAUAGUGAUUGCUGAGAUGAUAAGAACCAAGAAUUAGCCUAGAUCAUGAAACAGCAAAGCUGCUCGGAAUGCGCGUCAGAAAAUCGAAAUCUUCGACCAAUUCAGCAACUAUGACCAGACAACGCUGAAGAAUUCCGUUUACGAGCUAUUACCACAUAAGGAGGAGGAUAUCGUUUGAUAUGAGCGUUGGUUCGGGCUCGGUCGCCGAAGAUAUCGAUGAUACGACGUGGAUAUGGCCAGAGGCAAUUGAAGAAGAUACGGCGGAAGUAUCAUCGUCCGAUUUAUUACGAGCAGAUUCGACGUUUUGGUCUGGGGCCUUCUUACCACCGCCGCCCAGACCGCCUUACCUGGAGGAUCAAAUUUCGCCAGACGGACUUACCACUUGUGAUCUAUGUUCGUGGGCAUUAGAACGGUAUUCGGAAUCGAAACCACAUUCGGAUACCGGACUCACAUUUCCUCAUAAUUUGGUGGUAACGCUUACCAUUGUGUCUAUACUGUCCGCUUUACUAGGAGCUGUGAUUAUGAUUGUAUUAUUAAAUUGUAAAAGCCGGUUCAACCCAGCUGGAUCUCACAGAACAUUUUUCUGUUUGGGUAGAAGAAGAUACGACAGGCCCCGAGUGACCGUCGCAAAUAACGGAAUUAGCCUACAGAACAACAAAGACGUCGACGAACAAUACACCGGAUCCGGUACGCCUAAAAUCCGGCAGCCUUGGCUGAUGCUAAACCGUGCCCGAAAAACCACCCCGGUCCAGUUAACCACCAGUGUGAAAUCCGCCCCAGCUACCAAUCACUAUACCAUGGAGGAAGCGUAUACGUCUAUUAACGAGGCUGUGUACACCGAAUUAGAUCGUAUACCUUCGCCAGCCUAUCAAAAUAGCGGAUAUAUGAUCGAAACCGAUAACGAGCCCGUAUCGUCGGCUCCUAGCAGCGCCUACUAUUCGGAUAUAUCGGCCCAAGGCACGUACGAAAUGGUCGGACAGACCACAGUUGUGUGGAAUUCCGAAAACCUAAGGCCGCCGAUUAGAAGACAGCCUCAGAGGCAUUUUAUCGAAGAUGCUACCGUACAUUCUAAUUAUAUUUAAAAAAUGCCAUAUUUUUGUUGUGUAUUUUAUUUUAGUAUUGUGUCCUUGUCCCAAGUCCCCCCACCCACAACUUUUUUGCUCCCGUUUUCGUCCUUUAUUAUUUUGUCUUUGUGAACCGUUUUGUUAGUAGAUUAUUUAGCUUUUAAGACGCCUUAAGAGUGAUGUAAAGUGGUAGUAUUUUUAAUUAGUUGUUUGUACAGUUACCAAUGAAUUUUUAUUAUUUUAUUAUUUUUUUUUGUGUGUAAAAAUGAUCCUUGUAUUUUUUUUUGUACAUGAGAAUAUUUAAAAAUGAUUCGUUUUAAA
Planococcus citri (citrus mealybug) is the source of this 1676-nucleotide messenger RNA. RefSeq lists its product as uncharacterized. The transcript is spliced from 6 exons. The record is from RefSeq and is a predicted model, not a curated record. Bases 471 to 1373 code for a protein of 300 amino acids. Lineage: Eukaryota; Metazoa; Arthropoda; Insecta; Hemiptera; Pseudococcidae.